Messenger RNA from Phalaenopsis equestris, 1097 nucleotides. Its product is annotated as choline-phosphate cytidylyltransferase 2-like. The transcript is spliced from 8 exons. The record is from RefSeq and is a predicted model, not a curated record. The coding region runs from base 102 to 911 and encodes 269 amino acids. Lineage: Eukaryota; Viridiplantae; Streptophyta; Magnoliopsida; Asparagales; Orchidaceae. Gene Ontology annotation, molecular function: phosphatidylcholine binding; choline-phosphate cytidylyltransferase activity. Gene Ontology annotation, biological process: CDP-choline pathway.
GAAAAAGGUUGAAUUUUGAAGCCUCGAACCCAUCCGCGUCUUUCAAAUAAAGGAGAGGCGACUUUUCUUUGGAAAGAGCCGAACUUGCUUCUAAUAGCAGAAUGGAGAAUCCGAAGCCUGAGGAGGUGAAGUUAGCCAGCGACCCGCCGGUGCGGGUUUACGCCGAUGGCAUAUACGAUCUCUUUCACUUUGGUCAUGCUCGGGCCCUAGAGCAGGCCAAGAAGCUAUUUCCAAACACUUACCUUCUUGUGGGAUGCUGCAAUGACGAACUUACUCAUAGGUACAAGGGCAAGACUGUUAUGACUGAGGAUGAACGUUAUGAGUCUCUUAGACAUUGCAGGUGGGUUGAUGAAGUUAUUCCAGAUGCUCCUUGGGUGAUCACUAAGGAGUUCCUAGACAAGCACAAGAUUGAUUUCGUAGCUCAUGAUUCUCUCCCAUAUGCUGAUGUCAGUGGAGCUGGAAAGGAUGUUUAUGAAUUUGUCAAAUCAGUCGGAAAAUUUAAGGAGACGAAGCGCACAGAUGGUAUCUCUACAUCUGACAUUAUAAUGAGGAUGCUAAAAGAUUACAAUCAGUAUGUGAUGCGGAACUUGGCUCGUGGUUACACUAGGGAGGAACUUGGAGUCAGCUAUGUGAAGGAAAAGAGGUUGAGAGUAAACAUGGGUUUGGAAAAGUUGCUUGAAAAAAUGAGGCAGCAGCAGGAAAAAGUAGGAGAGAAGCUGAACACGGUUGCCAAAAUUGCUGGUGUACUGCAUGAUGAAUGGGUUGAGAAUGCAGAUCGCUGGGUUGCUGGAUUUCUUGAGAAAUUUGAGGAAGGCUGUCAUUCUAUGGGAACAGCCAUAAAAGAAAGGAUCCAAGAGAAACUAAUGGCGCAGUCAAGGGACUUCAGUCUCAUACAGUACGAUUCAGAGUAGUUGAAGUUGAAAACUAUAACUCAAGUGUUCGAGUUUUGGUCCGCUUUAGUUUAUUAAUCUCUAGUUAUUCCUAUCCAGAGGGAAGGAUGUGCAAGGUCCUUUUGGUUGUUUUUCUUUUUGUAAUAAUGUUGCUUGUUCCAAGCAUUAAACAUUUAUUUACGAUGCAAUAUCGUCGGCUGAAUUUUA